AUGCCGAGCGCAGGCACGCAAAUAUACUACGCGCUCGUCGUGGCGUGGGGCGCGACAUUCUACCAAUUCUUCCUGCGCGAACUCUUCAGCACAACGCUGGGCCUUGGUCGCGUGAUCCAGGACAUUGAGGACUUUCCGUUCGAGUGCAAGCGCAUCGUGCAUCCGAAUUUGGAGGCGUGCGAGGAUUUGUGGCUGGAUGAUGAGGCGCGGGUGUUGUAUGCGGCGUGUUCGACCACGGAGGGCAUUUUGGCUUGGAGGCAGGCGAUUGGCAAGUUGAAUGUUACUGGUCGUAAGGGUUCGGAGUUGAUUGCUCUUGAUAUUGACGAGCCGGGUGUUGAUGGAUUGUACAAUCUCCGCCCUAUCAAGCCCAUUGGCUACUCCGGAGCACGAGGUGAAGGCGACGAUUCUCUGGAUCUUCUAGGUUUCGAUGCGGAGAUCCUGGAUGGCGAUACUAUCCAAUUCUACUUGGUCAAUGAACGCCCGCCGGUUGGGCCGUUCAACAACUACAUCGAUGCAACUGUGGUUGGCGCCAACUCUACCAUCGAUGUCUUCGAGAUGAAGCGCGGAGCAGAUGUCAUGCGCCAUGUUAGGACGAUCUGGUCGCCUGAAGUAUUCACGCCUAACCGAAUCGCUGUUUUGGGUGAGGGAGACUUCCUCGUGACGAACGACCACUCCACCAAGAUCGGAUGGCGAAGGGAACUCGACCCUAUCAUCGGCGGCGGCACCGUCGCAUUCUGCAACCUCAACAGCGAAUGCCACACCGCCGUCACCGGUGCCGAGCCCGCCAUCGAGCUCCCUCUCGCGGCCAAAAACCCAGAGCCCCUGUACAAAGAAUACCUAACAAAAGCUCUCUCCGUCUUCCCGAAGCCCGGCUUGAAAUUUCCCAACGGCCUGACCCGCGGCUUCGACAACCUGAUCUACGUGCCCAGCACCAUCGACGGCCAAAUCCGCGUCUACGCACUAACUCCCUCCAACACGCUGCAGCUCAUCGACACUAUCCGCACUGGCAUGCCGCUUGACAACAUCUCGCCCGACGCAAAUGGCGACUUGUACGUCGCCGGCUUCCCGGACUUUCGUGCUGCGCUCAAGGGCUUGCAUGAUCCGCUGAAUGUCGAUGCGCCGAGCAGUGUGCUGCGCAUUCGCAAGACGGUGGAUGUGGAGAGGCAAAAGGUUGAUUAUCGGGUUGAGAAGGUUGUGGAGGAUAAGACUGGCAAGGUUAUUAGUGGGGCGACGAGCGUGAGGCAUGAUGUUAAGACUGGGAGGCUGUUUAUUGGUGGUGAGUGCGAAACGGGCGGUUUGAGUGAUGACACGCUAACUGAAAUUCUAGCUGCGAUUCAUCCGUUCUUGGUGGCGUGCGAUCCGAAAUAA
Messenger RNA from Parastagonospora nodorum SN15, 1368 nucleotides. RefSeq lists its product as hypothetical. The transcript has 2 exons. NCBI's taxonomy places the organism in Eukaryota, Fungi, Ascomycota, Dothideomycetes, Pleosporales, Phaeosphaeriaceae. The record is from RefSeq and is a predicted model, not a curated record. The coding region runs from base 1 to 1368 and encodes 455 amino acids.